Molecule: messenger RNA, 1516 nt
Organism: Chlorocebus sabaeus (green monkey)
Lineage: Eukaryota; Metazoa; Chordata; Mammalia; Primates; Cercopithecidae
Gene: PFN1
Product: profilin 1
Biological process (GO): regulation of actin filament polymerization; actin cytoskeleton organization; positive regulation of actin filament bundle assembly
Cellular component (GO): cytoplasm
Molecular function (GO): actin binding
Source: RefSeq, a predicted model, not a curated record
UUCCCGGAGGGUCCACAUGGGUCGGGCCGGGCGCGCUCCCGUGCAGCCGGCUCCGGCCCGGACCGCCCCAUGCGCUCUCCCUCCCGGCCCUGGCGCAGGCGCAGGCGCGGGCACACGCGCCGCCGCCCGCCGGUCCUUCCCUUCGGCGGAGGUGGGGGAAGGAGGAGUCAUCCCGUUUAACCCUGGACUCCCCGAACUCUCCUUAAUUUGCUAAAUUUGCGGCUUGCUAAUUCUUCCUCCUUUCUCUUCCCUUCCUUCCUUCUGGCUCACUCCCUGCCCCGAUAGCAAAGUCUGGUUUAUAUUCAAUGCAAAUUGGAGCAAACCCUACCCUUCACCUCUCUCCCGCCACCCCCUAUCUUUCUACAUUGCUUUCCAUCGAACUCUGCAAAUUUUGCAAUAGGGGGAGGGAUUUUUAAAAUUGCAUUUGCAAAGUUCGGUGUCUGGGCUGGCGAGUGGGGGAGGAAGGGAAUGGGGAGUAGGCCCCGCCCCUACCGUCCUUUGCAAAUAAAAAUCUAGCGGGGCGGGGGGGAGGAGCAGGAAGUGGCGGUGCGAGGGCUGCUGCACAGCGAGCAGAGCCGCGGUCCGGACGGCAGCGCGUGUCUCGAGCUCUCCGCCUCCCCCCGCCCGCCAGCCGAGGCAGCUCGAGCCCAGCCCGCGGCCCCAGCAGCAGCGCCGAGAGCAGCCCCAGUAGCAGCGCCAUGGCCGGGUGGAACGCCUACAUCGACAACCUCAUGGCGGACGGGACCUGUCAGGACGCGGCCAUCGUGGGUUACAAGGACUCGCCCUCCGUCUGGGCCGCCGUCCCCGGGAAAACCUUCGUCAACAUCACGCCAGCUGAGGUGGGUGUCCUGGUUGGCAAAGACCGGUCAAGUUUUUACGUCAAUGGGCUGACACUUGGGGGCCAGAAAUGUUCGGUGAUCCGGGACUCACUGCUGCAGGAUGGGGAGUUUAGCAUGGAUCUUCGUACCAAGAGCACCGGUGGGGCCCCCACCUUCAAUGUCACUGUCACCAAGACUGACAAGAGUGAGUUCCUGAGUCUUAUCCUUCCUCUAGCGCCAAGAUCUCUCAUGUACCGCCUUCUGGUAAUCUUGAGGGUGCUUUCUUGUGUGAUUCCCCAGCAUGAAGGGAGUCAGACCAGUAUUCUGCCCCUUGUCUGCUGGAUGCUGGAUGGAACAUGGGAUAGUCCCUCCAUUUCCGUCUCAGUUCCUCAUCUUGUAAUUCGAAGUUGUUGAACUGCAUUACCUCUUAAGUUACUUCCUGCCUUGAGCUCGGAUUAGAAACUGUUUUCUAGGAGUAUAGGUAGAUUGUUGGGGUCCUGAAUCAUCAUUUAGUUAAUCGUUUGAGCUCUUUUGUUAGAACCUGGAGGUGGCAUGCUCAUCCACAGCCCUUUCUAGCCUGAACAUGAGUCAACAGUCUAUGAGCCUUUGACCCCUAAGUUUUUAGUCUGUUCCUCUCCAGCAUUUAAGCUUGAUUUUCCUCUUUUGAAAAGCCUUAUUGUUUCAGGGUGACUGACAGC